AUGGAUACCUCACCAUCAGAAACAAACAAUUCUCCUCCUGAAAAACGUGGAAAAGUGGAGAUGGAAAGCGAUAAUGAGGAUAAAGAUGACACUGCUUUAAAUGAACAACCUUUGAGAGCAGAGAUUAAUUUAGAAAUUGUUGCGAGUGAAGCAAAUGGUGGAGCUAGGCCUUCACAUUCUGUCCCGCUUUUGUCUAUUCCAUUUCAACGACGUCCAGCUUUUGAUAGUGGCCAUAGAAUUACACGUCUUGGAGGUAAAUAUCAUAUAAUUUUGGCUGUUACGGGAAGUGUUGCUGCUAUCAAAACAAAUGAACUUAUACAAGAACUUAAACGUCAAUCACCGCCUAAUAAGCUGGUUGUUGUAACAACUCAAAGUGCUCUCAAUUUCUUUGACCCGAAGGAGAUGGGUGAUGUAACUGUAUAUGAAGAUCGAGAUGAAUGGAACAUGUGGAAGAAACGUGGAGAUCCUGUUUUGCAUAUUGAGCUUCGUAAAUGGGCAGAUUCACUAGUUAUUGCUCCUUUGGAUGCUAAUACACUUGCAAAAAUUGCUAAUGGCUUUAGUGAUAAUUUAGUAACUUCUUUAAUUCGUGCUUGGGAUCAGAAGAAGCUUUUGUAUUUUGCACCAGCAAUGAAUACUGCAAUGUGGGAAAAUCCGUUAACUUAUCAACAUUUGAAGACGUUGAAGGAACUUUUGCUUUAUAGGGAAAUUCCACCAAUCGAAAAAGAACUUAUGUGUGGUGAUAAAGGUUAUGGAGCAAUGGCGUCACCUCAAAUGAUUGCUUCAAUUCUUGCUUCUGAUAUUAAAAAUAAAUUUGCAGUAUAUUCCUACUCUGAUUAUUAA
Messenger RNA from Meloidogyne enterolobii, 840 nucleotides. The record is from the annotation of a GenBank genome assembly. Lineage: Eukaryota; Metazoa; Nematoda; Chromadorea; Rhabditida; Meloidogynidae.